Messenger RNA from Manis javanica (Malayan pangolin), 11720 nucleotides. Lineage: Eukaryota; Metazoa; Chordata; Mammalia; Pholidota; Manidae. The record is from RefSeq and is a predicted model, not a curated record.
UGGCCUGGGGUGUGUGUUCUGCCCCAGCCCUCCACCUGCCCUGGUGCUCCGGGCUGGGGACCCCUGGGGUCCAGGGCAGUGGUGUUGCCACGGUUUCCUGGUCCCAGCAGGCCAUUGGUGGGCCUGCAAGGAGGGGUCCAUGAGGAGGGCAGGCACCCAGGUCUGGGGAGGUCCUGAGGAUGGGGGUGCAGCUAGGCAUGAUGGCUUCCUCCAGGACAACCCUCCAUGCAACUCCAGGCCCUGGCUCUGCUUGGCCUGCAGGAGAGAAAGUCGCAAGAGGUGGCCUGGCUUCCCCGGCCCGCUAGAACUUAGGGCUCGAAGCAGGGAAGUGUGCGCGAGUCUGCAUGUGUGGGUAUUGAAAUGUGGGUGGUGCUGCAGAAGUCUUUGCUGGGUGACUGUGUGUGUGCGUGUGUAAGGAGCUGGUCUCAGCAUGUCUGUGCGGGUUGUGUCAGUGUGUGUCUGUGUGUGCAAGCCCAGAUGUGCUUGUGUAGGGUAUGUGCACAUGGACUGGGUGGUGCGUGCGCAAGCGUGCGUCUCUGUGCUGGGGGCAGUCGGGCUAGGGCAGCCCCUGGCCUGAGUCGGGGUGUGCAUCUCGAGCCUCGAGGGGUGGGGUUUGGGAAGAGGGGCCAGAAGGAGGGUGAGGAAGGGCUUCAGGGGGCCUGCCAGCCUCCGGCCCCCCCCUCGCGCCCUUUCCCAGGCCCUGAAGAUGCCUGGCCCUGCUGCCUCCCCUCCCUGGGUGGCUCCAAGGAGGCGCCCCCUGUGGAAUGUGUUUGGUGGCCGAGGGCCAGGCUGGGCAGUGGCAAGGGGAGCCCCGCGUGCUGCAGGCCCGCAGCCCAGCUCUGCGCUCUGCUUUCUCCCUGGCCAGGGGACGCCCACACAGAUCAUGCUGCUGCUUCCCGACCGAGCCGGCCCUGCCAGGUGACCAUGCCCGCCCUUGGCCCAGCGAUUCUGCAGGCGCUUUGGGCUGGGUGGGUCCUCAGCCUCCAGCACCCCCAGCCAGCUGCGUUCACUGCCAAUGGCACGCGUCUGCAGCACGUGGUGCGGGACCCCACCUCAGGCACCCUCUACCUCGGGGCCACCAACUUCCUGUUCCAGCUGAGCCCGGGGCUGCAGCUGGAGGCCACUGUGGCCACUGGCCCUGUGCUCGAUAGCAGAGACUGCCUUCCCCCUGUGGUGCCUGACGAGUGUCCCCACGCCCAGCCCACCAACAACCCGAACCAGCUGCUCCUGGUGAGCCCGGGGGCCCUGGUGGUGUGCGGGAGCGUGCACCAGGGGGUCUGUGAGCAGCGGCGCCUGGGGCGGCUCGAGCAGCUCCUGCUGCGGCCCGAGCGGCCUGGGGACACCCAGUACGUGGCAGCCAAUGACCCUGCGGUCAGCACGGUGGGCCUGGUGGCCCAGGGCCCGGCUGGGGGACCCCUCCUAUUUGUGGGGCGGGGAUACACCAGCAGGGGCCUGGGGGGCGGCAUCCCCCCCAUCACCACCCGGACCUUAUGGCCACCGGACCCCCAGACCGCCUUCUCCUAUGAGGAGACAGCCAAGCUGGCGGUGGGCCGCCUCUCCGAGUACAGCCACCACUUCGUGAGCGCCUUCCGGCACAGCGCCAGCGCCUACUUCCUGUUCCUGCGGCGGGACCUGCGGGCGCCGUCCCGGGCCUUCCGGGCCUACGUGUCCCGCGUGUGCCUCCGGGACCAGCACUACUAUUCCUACGUGGAAGUGCCGCUGGCCUGCCAGGAAGCCCGCUACAGGCUGGUCCAGGCCGCGGCCGUGGCCCCGCCACGGGAGGGGACCCAGGGGCAGGCGCUCUUCGUGGCCUUCUCUGUGGCUGCUCCCCCCGUGGUGGGCCGGCCCCCAGUGGCAGCUGCUGGACCAUCAGGGGCCUCCGCGCUCUGUGCCUUCCCCCUGGAUGAGGUGGACCGCCUCGCGAAUCACACUCGUGACGCCUGCUACACCCGGGGCGGCCGCGCCGAGGAUGGGCAGGAAGUGGCCUACAUCGAGUAUGAUGUCAGCUCCAGCUGUGCACAGUUGCCCAUGGACACCGUGGAUGCUUAUCCCUGUGGCUCAGACCACACCCCGAGCCCCAUGGCCAGCCAGGUUCCCCUGGAAGCUAUGCCGGUCCUGGAGUGGCCAGGGGUUCAGCUAACAGCUGUGGCGGUAGCCGUGGAGGAUGGCCACACCAUUGUGUUCCUGGGUGACAGUGAAGGGCACCUGCACAAGGUGUACCUGGGCCCCGGGAGCGAUGGCCACCCGUACUCCACACAGAGCAUCUGGCAGGGGUCUGCAGUGAGCAGAGACCUCCUCUUUGAUGGGCCCUUGGAGCACCUGUACGUCCUGACCCAGCACACGCUCCUCAAGGUUCCCGUGGCCUCCUGUGCCCAGCACCUGGACUGCGUAUCUUGCCUUGCUCACAGGGACCCACACUGUGGGUGGUGUGUGCUUCUAGGCAGGUGUGGUCGCCGUUCCGAGUGCUCGCGGGGCCGGGGCCCAGAGCCGUGGCUGUGGAGCUUCCAGCCGGGGCCGGGCUGCCUGCAGGUGGCGGCUCUGAUCCCUGCCAGCAUCAGCCGAGAGGAGAGGAGAGAGCUGUUCCUGGCUGUGCCCGGCCUGCCACCCCUGUGGCCUGGGGAGUCGUAUUCCUGCCACUUUGGGGAGCACCGGAGUCCUGCCCUGCUGACCGGCUCUGGCGUGACGUGCUCCUCCCCAGGCCCUAAGGAAGCCCCACCACUGCCAAAAGGAGUCGACCACCUCUCCAUGGGCGUGGAGCUCAGGUUCGGUGCUGUGAGCAUCGCCAAAGCCUCCCUCCUCGUCUACGACUGUGUGGCCAUCCCUGAGCUCCACCCGACCGCUCAGUGCCAGGCCUGCGUGAGCAGCCGCUGGGGGUGUAAGUGGUGCGUCUGGCAGCACGUGUGCACACACAAGGCCUCGUGUGAUGCCGGGCCCAUGGUGGCUAGCCAGCAGAGUCCGCUUCUCUCCCCAGACCCUUCUGCAGAGGAUGUGCCCACCCCCUCCCCACCUGCAGCCCCCGAGGUCACGGGCACCCCGGCUCCUGACACCCCUCCCGAGGAGCCCGGGGCUCCAGCCACAGCCACAGCCACGGCCACAGCCACACGUGUCCCUGCUGCAGCCAGGCCCUCCCUGCUCAGCCCCUUCCCCACCCUGGCCUCCACAGAGCCCCCUCUGCAUGAGGGGCCACCCCCUCCCAGCAACCCCAGACCUGGAACUGCUAUCCAGCCCACCGGCCUCAGGCCCACGGCCCAGGACCCCUUGGCCUCCCACUCAGCACCCUCAGGUGCAGCAGCGGGGACCCCUGCAGACCCCGGUGCCAAGGCACGCCCCACUGCAGCACCCCCAGACCAGCCCCCCAGCACUGCUCCCGCCACGGCCUUCCCAGGGGCUGCGGGCUCCACGAAGCCUGCUCUGACCUGGUCUGAGAGAGGAGGCGGCGAGCUACCCGAGGCUGACCCGUGGACAGGGGGUGACACGCCCGCCCUCUCCACUCCCACCCUCCUCUCAGGUGACGGAGACUCGGCCGAGCACGAGGGCCCCCCUGCCCCCGUCAUCCUCCCGUCCAGCCUCGACUACCAGUACGACAGCCCGGGGCUCUGGGAGCUGGGAGAGGUGGGCUGCGGGGCCAGCGCCUGCCCUUGUGUGGAGAGCAUCCAGGGCUCUGAGCUGAUUCCCGUCCUGGUGGCCCAGGAGGUCCAGCUGCUGGGCAGGAACCUGCGCCUCUUCCAGGACAGCCCAGGAGAUAGUAAGUGUGUGAUGGAGCUGGAGGACCGCGAGGUGGUGCUGGAGGCCCAGGUGGAGUGUGAGCUGCCCCCAGGGGACCAGUGCCACGUCACCUGCCAGCAGCACCAGCUCAGCUACGAGGCUCUGCAGCCAGAGCUCCGUGUGGGGCUGUUUCUGCGCUGGGCUGGCAGUCUGCGCGUGGACGGUGCUGAUGGGCUGCAUGUUGUGCUGUAUGACUGUUCCGUGGGACACCAGGACUGCAGCCGCUGCCAGACCGCCAAGCCCCAGUACGACUGUGUAUGGUGCAUGGGGGUGCACCCACGCUGCACGGCCCGGAAGGCCUGUGGGAGGCCCGGGGCCGUGGCCACCCAGUGCCCUGCGCCCCUUAUCCUCUCGGUGGAGCCACUGACUGGGCACAUACAUGGAGGCACCCGGGUCACCAUCAGGGGCUCCGACCUGGGCCAACACGUGCAGGACAUAAGGGACACAGUCACGGUGGCUGGAGUGCCCUGUGCGGUGGACACUCAGGAGUACCAGGUCUCCAGCAGACUCGUGUGCAUCACCGCCAGCGCUGGCAAGGAGGUGGCAGGCGCCGUGACAGUGGAGGUGCCCGGAAGGGGACGUGGUGUCUCAGAGCAUCUCUUUGCCUACCAGGACCCGAAGGUGCUCUCCAUCAGCCCGGCCCGCGGCCCCAGGGCUGGGGGCACCCGCCUCACCCUGCACGGCUCCAGCCUGCUGACCGGGCGGCUGGAGGACAUCCGAGUGGUCGUUGGAGACCAGCCUUGCUGCCUGCUGCCAGAGCCGCGGGCCGAGCAGCUGCAGUGUGAGACGGGCCCACAGCACACACCUGCCGUGCUCCCCGUGGCCGUGUGGUUUGGGGCCGUUGAGCAGAGGCUGCAGAGCCAGUUCCAGUACACAGCUGACCCCAACGUCACCUCUGCUGGCCCCACCAAGAGCUUCGUCAGCGGAGGGCGUGUGGUCCGGGUCCGUGGUCAGAACCUAGACGUGGUACAGACGCCAAGGAUGCGAGUGGCUGUGCAGGCGCUGCAGCCCAGCGAGGGUCAGGAGCAGAGGCGCCGCGUCGAGCCGGAGGCAGCCUGCUCCCUCGGCGCCUGCAGUGGGGGUCGUCAUUUCGAGGAGCCGUGCCUAGUCGCCUCCUCCCGGCUGAUCACGUGCCCCACGCCUGCCCUCCCGGGCUUGCCCACAGACCCCUGGGUCCGGGUGGAAUUUAUCCUUGACAACCUGGUCUUCGACUUUACAACGCUGAGCCCCACGCCCUUCUCCUAUGAGGCCGACCCCACUCUGCAGCCCCUCAACCCCGAGGACCCCACCAGGCCAUUCCGGCACAAGCCUGGGAGCGUGCUGUCCGUGGAGGGGGACAACCUGGACCUUGCAAUGUCCAAGGAGGAGGUGCUGGCCAUGAUAGGGGACGGCCCCUGUGUGGUGAAGACCCUCACCCGGCACCACCUGUACUGCGAGCCGCCCGAGGAGCAGCCCCUGGCACAGCACCACCCCCUGCAGGGGGCACCCGACCCUCUGCCCGAGUUCACGGUGGACAUGGGGAACCUGCACUUCUCCCUGGGCCGCGUGCAGUAUGACAGCGAGGGCCCCGUGGCUUUCCCCGUGGCAGCCCAGGUGGGCUUGGGGGUGGGCGCCUCUCUCCUGGCUCUGGGUGUCAGCGUCAUCGUCCUCAUGUACAGGAGGAAGAGCAAACAGGCCCUGCGGGACUAUAAGAAGGUCCAGAUACAGCUGGAGAACUUGGAGAGCAGCGUGCGGGACCGCUGCAAGAAGGAGUUCACAGACCUCAUGACCGAGAUGACCGACCUCACCAGUGACCUGCUGGGCAGCGGCAUCCCCUUCCACGACUACAGGGUGUACGCCGAGAGGGUCUUCUUCCCAGGGCACCGGGAGUCGCCCCUGCACCGGGACCUGGGCGUGCCCGAGAGCCGGCGGCCCACCGUGGAGCACGGGCUGGGGCAGCUGUCCCACCUGCUCAACAGCAAGCUGUUCCUCACCAAGCUCAUCCACACCCUGGAGAGCCAGCGCACCUUCUCGGCCCGGGACCGUGCCUACGUGGCUUCUCUGCUCACCGUGGCACUGCACGGGAAGCUGGAGUACCUCACCGACAUUCUACGCACACUGCUCACUGACCUGGUGGCCCAGUGUGUGGCCAGGAACCCCAAGCUGAUGCUGCGCAGAACAGAGACCGUGGUGGAGAAGCUGCUCACCAACUGGAUGUCCAUCUGCCUGUACACUUUCGUCAGGGAUGCAGUUGGGGAGCCUCUGUACAUGCUCUUCCGUGGGAUUAAGCAUCAGGUGGACAAGGGCCCGGUGGACAGUGUGACGGGCAAAGCCAAGUACACCCUCAACGACAACCGCCUGCUCAGAGAGGAUGUGGAGUACCGUCCCCUGACACUGACUAGUGCACAGGGUGCUGGGGCCACAGANGGAGCUGGUGAGGCCAGGCCCAGGAAGGAGGCCCGGGACAGGGGAGAGGUGGGCUGCGGGGCCAGCGCCUGCCCUUGUGUGGAGAGCAUCCAGGGCUCUGAGCUGAUUCCCGUCCUGGUGGCCCAGGAGGUCCAGCUGCUGGGCAGGAACCUGCGCCUCUUCCAGGACAGCCCAGGAGAUAGUAAGUGUGUGAUGGAGCUGGAGGACCGCGAGGUGGUGCUGGAGGCCCAGGUGGAGUGUGAGCUGCCCCCAGGGGACCAGUGCCACGUCACCUGCCAGCAGCACCAGCUCAGCUACGAGGCUCUGCAGCCGGAGCUCCGUGUGGGGCUGUUUCUGCGCUGGGCUGGCAGUCUGCGCGUGGACGGUGCUGAUGGGCUGCAUGUUGUGCUGUAUGACUGUUCCGUGGGACACCAGGACUGCAGCCGCUGCCAGACCGCCAAGCCCCAGUACGACUGUGUAUGGUGCAUGGGGGUGCACCCACGCUGCACGGCCCGGAAGGCCUGUGGGAGGCCCGGGGCCGUGGCCACCCAGUGCCCUGCGCCCCUUAUCCUCUCGGUGGAGCCACUGACUGGGCACAUACAUGGAGGCACCCGGGUCACCAUCAGGGGCUCUGACCUGGGCCAACACGUGCAGGACAUAAGGGACACAGUCACGGUGGCUGGAGUGCCCUGUGCGGUGGACACUCAGGAGUACCAGGUCUCCAGCAGACUCGUGUGCAUCACCGCCAGCGCUGGCAAGGAGGUGGCAGGCGCCGUGACAGUGGAGGUGCCCGGAAGGGGACGUGGUGUCUCAGAGCAUCUCUUUGCCUACCAGGACCCGAAGGUGCUCUCCAUCAGCCCGGCCCGCGGCCCCAGGGCUGGGGGCACCCGCCUCACCCUGCACGGCUCCAGCCUGCUGACCGGGCGGCUGGAGGACAUCCGAGUGGUCGUUGGAGACCAGCCUUGCUGCCUGCUGCCAGAGCCGCGGGCCGAGCGGCUGCAGUGUGAGACGGGCCCACAGCACACACCUGCCGUGCUCCCCGUGGCCGUGUGGUUUGGGGCCGUUGAGCAGAGGCUGCAGAGCCAGUUCCAGUACACAGCUGACCCCAACGUCACCUCUGCUGGCCCCACCAAGAGCUUCGUCAGCGGAGGGCGUGUGGUCCGGGUCCGUGGUCAGAACCUAGACGUGGUACAGACGCCAAGGAUGCGAGUGGCUGUGCAGGCGCUGCAGCCCAGCGAGGGUCAGGAGCAGAGGCGCCGCGUCGAGCCGGAGGCAGCCUGCUCCCUCGGCGCCUGCAGUGGGGGUCGUCAUUUCGAGGAGCCGUGCCUAGUCGCCUCCUCCCGGCUGAUCACGUGCCCCACGCCUGCCCUCCCGGGCUUGCCCACAGACCCCUGGGUCCGGGUGGAAUUUAUCCUUGACAACCUGGUCUUCGACUUUACAACGCUGAGCCCCACGCCCUUCUCCUAUGAGGCCGACCCCACUCUGCAGCCCCUCAACCCCGAGGACCCCACCAGGCCAUUCCGGCACAAGCCUGGGAGCGUGCUGUCCGUGGAGGGGGACAACCUGGACCUUGCAAUGUCCAAGGAGGAGGUGCUGGCCAUGAUAGGGGACGGCCCCUGUGUGGUGAAGACCCUCACCCGGCACCACCUGUACUGCGAGCCGCCCGAGGAGCAGCCCCUGGCACAGCACCACCCCCUGCAGGGGGCACCCGACCCUCUGCCCGAGUUCACGGUGGACAUGGGGAACCUGCACUUCUCCCUGGGCCGCGUGCAGUAUGACAGCGAGGGCCCCGUGGCUUUCCCCGUGGCAGCCCAGGUGGGCUUGGGGGUGGGCGCCUCUCUCCUGGCUCUGGGUGUCAGCGUCAUCGUCCUCAUGUACAGGAGGAAGAGCAAACAGGCCCUGCGGGACUAUAAGAAGGUCCAGAUACAGCUGGAGAACUUGGAGAGCAGCGUGCGGGACCGCUGCAAGAAGGAGUUCACAGACCUCAUGACCGAGAUGACCGACCUCACCAGUGACCUGCUGGGCAGCGGCAUCCCCUUCCACGACUACAGGGUGUACGCCGAGAGGGUCUUCUUCCCAGGGCACCGGGAGUCGCCCCUGCACCGGGACCUGGGCGUGCCCGAGAGCCGGCGGCCCACCGUGGAGCACGGGCUGGGGCAGCUGUCCCACCUGCUCAACAGCAAGCUGUUCCUCACCAAGCUCAUCCACACCCUGGAGAGCCAGCGCACCUUCUCGGCCCGGGACCGUGCCUACGUGGCUUCUCUGCUCACCGUGGCACUGCACGGGAAGCUGGAGUACCUCACCGACAUUCUACGCACACUGCUCACUGACCUGGUGGCCCAGUGUGUGGCCAGGAACCCCAAGCUGAUGCUGCGCAGAACAGAGACCGUGGUGGAGAAGCUGCUCACCAACUGGAUGUCCAUCUGCCUGUACACUUUCGUCAGGGAUGCAGUUGGGGAGCCUCUGUACAUGCUCUUCCGUGGGAUUAAGCAUCAGGUGGACAAGGGCCCGGUGGACAGUGUGACGGGCAAAGCCAAGUACACCCUCAACGACAACCGCCUGCUCAGAGAGGAUGUGGAGUACCGUCCCCUGACCUUGAACGCACUGCUGGCCGUGGGGCCAGGGGCAGGAGAGGCCCCGGGAGUGUCUGUGAAGGUCCUAGACUGUGACACCAUCUCCCAGGCCAAGGAGAAGAUGCUGGACCAACUUUACAAAGGCGUGCCUCUCACCCAGCGGCCAGAUGCCCGCACUCUGGAUGUCGAGUGGCGGUCUGGGGUGGCCGGGCAUCUCGUUCUUUCUGACGAGGAUGUGACUUCCGAGGCCCAGGGUCUGUGGAGGCGCUUGAACACUCUGCAGCAUUACAAGGUGCCAGACGGAGCGACGGUGGCCCUGGUCCCCUGCCUCACCAAGCAUGUCCUCCGGGAAAGCCAGGACUAUGUCCCCAGAGAGAGCACCCCGAUGCUGGAGGAUGUGGAUGAGGGGGGCAUCCGGCCGUGGCACCUGGUGAAGCCAAGCGAGGAGCCGGAGGCCCGGCCUCGGAGGGGCAGCCUACGCGGCGGGGAGCGUGAGCGGGCCAAGGCCAUCCCUGAGAUCUACCUGACCCGCCUGCUGUCCAUGAAGGGCACCCUGCAGAAGUUCGUGGACGACUUGUUCCAGGUGACCCUCAGCACCGGCCGCUCUGUGCCGCUGGCCGUGAAAUACUUUUUUGACCUGCUGGAUGAGCAGGCCCAGCAGCACGGCAUUGCUGACCAGGACACUGUGCACAUCUGGAAGACCAACAGCUUGCCGUUAAGGUUCUGGAUCAAUAUAAUCAAAAACCCGCAGCUUGUGUUCGACGUGCAGACGUCAGACAGCGUGGACGCGGUGCUCCUGGUCAUCGCGCAGACCUUCGUGGACGCCUGCACCCUGGCGGACCACAAGCUGGGCCGUGACUCCCCCAUCAAUAAGCUGCUGUAUGCACGUGAUAUUCCCCGAUACAAACAGAUGGUGGAAAGGUACUACGCAGACAUCAGACAGGCCGUCCCCACCAGCGACCAGGAGAUGAACUCUGUCCUGGCCGAGCUGUCCCGGAACCAUUCCGGAGGCCUCGGGGCAGGAGUGGCCCUGCACGAGCUCUACAAGUACAUCAACAGAUACUACGACCAGAUCAUCACAGCCCUAGAGGAGGACGGCGUGGCCCAGAAGAUGCAGCUGGGCUACCGGCUCCAGCAGAUCGCAGCCGCCGUGGAGAACAAGGUCACGGACCUGUAGGGACCGCGCGGGCCCUGCCUGGGCAGCCUCAGAGCCGUGAGGGGCACGCGCCCAGUGCCUGAGGAGCAGCGGGCGGGGGUGCCCCAGCCGCUGGUGCCUCUGGCCAAGGCCUUGGGCACCUGCCCUGCAGGUGGACCCGAGGCUGCCUGUGGUCACUGCCCAGCUGGCCCCAGCUCAGUGACCCGAGGGCUGUCUUCUGUGGCCUCGGUCUGCAGAGGGGCUGCUGAGCGCUUCCGGGAGGCUGCACUGUCCCUGGCCUUCACCUUCCAGCCUGGGAGGGAGAGCCUGUGCUCCCCGCCUCUUCUGGCACCCCCACCUCGGUUUAGCUGCCUCGGCCUUGAUGCUGCUGCGUAUUCGAGGCCACUGCAGGCUGCCCUCAGCAGGGCCUGCUGCCUCCAGGGCAGCUAGUGGGGGGGUGUCUGCUGCAGGAGUCCAUGGAGGGUGGUGGCCCUGACCAAGCUCUUCAUUAAACGGUGACAUGUGGCGUGGCCUGUGCUCUGUGGGCUCAGCCCGGCUCCUUUCUCAGCAGGAGGGCAGCGGUUGCUGGCGGGCACCCCACGUGAGGCUCUAGACUAGGGCUCAUUGGGGCUGAAGUUCCGUGAGGAAGUGAGAACCCCUCUGGGCUGUGCCUGGUGGCCACUGUGGUCCCCUUGGGGAGACCUGCCUCACGUGUCCUUUGGGGUCCUCACUCCUCAUUUGUCUUGAGCUGGGAAAGGAUGGUACCUUGCAGCCACUGCUAGGCAGUGGGCUUGGGGCCCCAGCCCGGGGCAUUCUGAGGGGUCCUUGAAAGUCAUGGCAUCUUACGGGCUCCUAAGCCAGCUGCCUGCAUGUGGGCACUGCGUGGUUUCCCCAUCUGUGGCUUGGAGGCCAUCUCACUGGGCCUCGGGUCACUGGCUGAGCUGAUGCCUCUUGACCUGGCCCAUCUUUGGCCUUAGUGGGAGUCCAGCCGGCUGAGCAGAGGCCAGCCCAGGGCACCUCCACCCCCAGGGUUUGCUGAGGCCCUGCUCUGCUGGCCCCCCGACAUCUAAGAGCCCCCAGCCCCCUUCCCCUCAGAAGGGCAUCUUGCAUUCUGGCAUUCUGAGGUCUUUGGAGUUGGAGACAACGUCUGAUAGGAAUCCCUGCCUUGCUCCUAUCGGCCUCAGCUAAAGCCGUUCCCCAGUCCUCGUCCCAAAGGCUGCAGGAGCCACGUGGUCCGCUAUGCCUGCUAUCUGCUCUAAUGUUCCUCCUCAUUUCUGCUUAAUGCGGGCACCGCACGGAUAGCUCAGUGUUGCUAAACUGAACCAGUGUUCACCCCCCAUUGUGAUAGUGUCAGGGAGCAGGGCCCUCAAGGGUGGUCAGCCCCCCUGGGGCCAUGACUGCCCGUGACUCUGGUCAGGAAGCCCGUGAUGGGGUGAGGAGGAAACGGCCUCGUGCCUGGAGGUGGGGCACCACCAUGCCUGCAUCUGUCGCCUCACAUCUCAGGCCCUGCAGGACGCUGCUCUGGUGGCUGAUAGGGUGUGUGCAGGUUUGCCCCAACGUGAACACCUAACUCCUCGUGAACACUGUGCUACGGGGAGCAGGUUUGCACCCUGAUGGGCGUUGUGGCUGCAGCUUCGGUGCCCCUCAGUCGGAGCGAUCUCUUCGUGGUUUUUCUGACGGAGAUGCAGAGUGCUGUGACAGCUGUGUCUCCCCCCAGCAGGGCCUUGCCUCGCUGCUGGGGCCGUGAGGGCCUUAGGCAGCAGUUUGUGUCACAAGGACCUCCACCAACUUCAGGAGAAGACUUGGAGUUCUGUUUCUUUGUUAAAUGUGUUGAUACUUAAAGAAUCACAUGCUAAACGUAA